CGAUACGGUUUCGGUUUAGUCGACUCCGAGUCUAUCCAGCUCAUAGGCGUCACCUGGUCCGUUCAUUUUGGCCCAGCAAGGAGCGCGCUUCGCGAGUUCGGCUCAUAUUCUCGUCUUUAUCACCCUCAUCACCAUAACCCGUCCGUCGGGCAGGCACCCUCUGGCCCAUCACAUCUCACGCAGCCGCCGCGAUGCCCGGAAAGACGCCGGAUAAGGAACCCGUUGAUAACGGUGGCUACCGAGGUGGCAAAGAUAUCGAGAUGAAGGAGAAGGAUGAGGCGUCAUCGCUCAAGCACAAGGGAAAGAAGCCGGCCAAGGAGGGCGAGGACGAGAUGACCGUAGUUGUACCGCCGUCGAAGAGUUCAAAGCAAUCGUCUGCUCCUCCGCCCAACGAUGCCGACGGGGAUGUCGCCAUGGAAGACUCGGAGAAGGCUGAGGCAGAGGUCAAGAUCGACCCCGUCAUCCAGGCAAUCAAUGACAUCAAAACCAACUUUGCCUUGUUAGAUCGUGCCGUCGCCCUGUUCGACGCAAGGUUCUCUCUCCGGGCGCUUCGGUCCAUCUCUUCCCUUCGUAAACGACUGACACCGGACAUCAUUGCGCAAGUCAUCUCGGAAACAUAUACCUCGGCCGGAGCACAGGUGGCGAAUCAGCUCUUGGCUGCGAUCGGGAGGGAAAACGUCCCCCUUGGGCGUCAACCCGGUUCGGAGAUGGAGGUGGACAGCGAGGCUAAGAGCCCUGCGAAGAACGGAAUCAAGAAGGAGAGCAAGGAGAUCAUCCCGGAGAUCGACGUCUUCCUAGGCAUCUUGAUCCAGGUCCAUCUCUUUGACUCAAAACAGUACCAACAAGGCGCCGAGUUCUCGCAGGAGCUGUCCGAUCGAAUCCACUCUCUCAACCGCCGAACGCUAGAUUCUCUUUCUGCCAAGGUGUACUUCUACUACUCUCUAUUCUGUGAGCACAUGGCUCCGCUGCCCCCGUCGCCCCAGUCCCCGAUCGUCGCUAUCCGGCCAACCCUUCUCGCCGCCCUCCGCACCGCCGUCUUGCGCAAGGACAUCGACACCCAAGCCGCAGUCAUCGUUCUUCUGCUCCGGAACUACCUGUUCACGUCCCAUAUCGCCCAAGCCGAUCUCCUCGUCUCACAUACGCAGUUCCCCGAGAAUGCGGCCAACAAUCAGGUCGCGCGCUUCCUGUACUACCUCGGUCGGAUCCGGGCCAUUCAGCUGCGCUACACCGAGGCACACGAGCACCUGACAGCGGCAACCCGCAAGGCGCCCAGCAGUGCCUGCGCCCUUGGCUUCAGCCAGACCGCCACCAAGCUUCUGCUCGUGGUGGAGCUGUUGAUGGGCGACAUUCCCGACCGUGCAACGUUCCGGGAGACCACAAUGGAGCAGCCCUUGCACCCGUACUUCCUCCUCGUGCAGGCCGUCCGAGUCGGCAACCUGGAGGACUUUGAGACCACUAUUGCGGACCACGCGGACACGUUCCGCCGCGACGGUACCUACACGCUCAUCCUCCGCCUGCGCCAGAAUGUCAUCAAGACGGGCAUCCGCAUGAUGUCGCUCAGCUACAGCCGCAUCUCGCUGCGCGACAUCUGCAUCCGCCUGCACCUGGGAUCCGAGGAGAGCGCAGAGUACAUUGUGGCCAAGGCUAUUCGGGACGGCGUCAUCGAGGCCACUCUCGAUCGCGAGCGCGGGUUUAUGAAGAGCAAGGAGAUCGGUGACGUCUACGCCACAAGGGAGCCUGGCGAGGCCUUCCACGACCGUAUUCGAGCCUGCUUGGCGUUGCACGAUGAGAGCGUGAAGGCCAUGCGCUUCCCCAUGAACCAACACCGCCUCGAGCUGAAGAAUGCCCAGGAAGCAAGAGAACGCGAGCGUGAAAUGGCCAAGGAGAUACAGGAGGGCGACCUGGAUGAGGACGACCUCGGCGGCGAGUUCGAGGGCAUGUAAUAUCUUUUCCCGCGUUUUGGUUUUUCUUCGCCCUUCCGUGUAAACUUUGCAAGACAAUCGGGAAGAUAAAGGGGGAGCCUCUUUUUAUUAUUAUUUCAUCAUCUCUGCCCCUUUUCCCGUCUCUGCCCAAC
Phialemonium atrogriseum is the source of this 2074-nucleotide messenger RNA. Its product is annotated as putative 26s proteasome non-atpase regulatory subunit 3 protein. Gene Ontology annotation, biological process: ubiquitin-dependent protein catabolic process; regulation of protein catabolic process. The record is from RefSeq and is a predicted model, not a curated record. Gene Ontology annotation, molecular function: enzyme regulator activity. Lineage: Eukaryota; Fungi; Ascomycota; Sordariomycetes; Cephalothecales; Cephalothecaceae. Bases 192 to 1943 code for a protein of 583 amino acids. The transcript is spliced from 3 exons. Gene Ontology annotation, cellular component: proteasome regulatory particle, lid subcomplex; proteasome complex.